AUGCGUCCCCGAGGACGAAGAAAACUUUGUCAUGUUCUGCUCUUGAUAGCUCUUAUACUUGUCGCCGCUGAUACAGUCUUUGUCUUCAAUCGUGUUUCUCUACAUGUAUCUAUUUCCACAACGUUUCCAGAUCUACAACCAAGGAGAAACGAGCGUAUUUUUAUUGCGAGCAUACAUUGGAACAGCGCAAAAAUCUUGAAGUCACACUGGAACGAUGCUGUAAUGAGCCUGAUAAGGCAUUUGGGACCAGAGAAUGUCUAUGUUUCCAUCCUUGAGAGUGGGAGCUGGGACGACACAAAGGAAGCGUUACGAGCCCUUGACGCCCAGCUCGAGCAUCUUGGGGUCGGACGUACCAUACUUCUGGAGAAUGCCACCCAUAAGGAUGAGUUGGCCAAGGUCCCUUCUCCCGACGACACUGGCUAUGUGUUGUCGCCUGAAGGGACUAGGGAAUUACGACGGAUACCUUAUCUCGCCAGGUUGCGAAACCGCGUGAUGAGUGAGAUUCUUCACGCGGCCAAGUCCCAAGGACGAGACUUCGCUAAAGUCCUCUGGCUCAACGAUGUUGCAUUCAGAGCGGAAGACGCAAUUGCAGUCCUUUCCACAAACGAUGGGCACUAUGCCGCGGCAUGCUCUCUCGAUUUCUCUGAGCCACCCCUAUAUUACGACACGUUUGCACUGCGAGAUGAUCAUGGGAGGAAGACUGUAUCCCAAGUUUGGCCAUACUUCUACCCAGGAAAAUCGUAUGGUGCGCUGUUAGCUGGCAAACCCGUGCCAGUCCAGAGCUGUUGGAAUGGUUUGGUUGCAAUGGACGCGGCACCUUUCCAGGAAACCGAUGCAUUGCACUUUCGGGGCAUACCGGAUUCGUUAUCGCAACUGCACUUGGAGGCUUCAGAGUGUUGUCUCAUACAUGUAGACAAUCCGCUUACUGCGAGCAAAGGCGUAUGGCUAAACCCGAGCGUCAGGGUUGGUUAUACUGGCGAGGCAUACGCUGCUGUCAACCCGAAUGCAACGUGGCCGUCGAUGAGGGAAGCUGUUCUGGGCUUGUGGAAGGCACGACUUGGUGUAGGUGGCGCAACAUGGAAGCACUUCUGGGAGCAGUGGACCGUGCAAUCUCGAAUAAGGCGUUGGAAAGCUCGGUCCCAAGAUACCAUGGUCGAGGAACGGGGAGUGAACUGCAUCGUCAAUGAAAUGCAGGUAUUGGCCGCCAACGGUUGGAAGCAUGUCUGA
Westerdykella ornata is the source of this 1227-nucleotide messenger RNA. RefSeq names its product polysaccharide export protein. Bases 1 to 1227 code for a protein of 408 amino acids. Lineage: Eukaryota; Fungi; Ascomycota; Dothideomycetes; Pleosporales; Sporormiaceae. The record is from RefSeq and is a predicted model, not a curated record. The transcript is spliced from 2 exons.